AUGCUUGAUAACACUGUCGCUGGUGGGCUGAUGGCAGGCGAGGAGCCCUUCGACUGUGUCGUGCGAGAGGCGGAUGAAGAAGCAAGUUUGCCAAGUAGCCUGGUGCGCAACUCUGCAUCGCUUGCAGGUACUAUCACUUAUGUUUAUGUCACCGACGAACGCGCUGGUGGGGAAUCCGGCCUCAUCUAUCCGGAAUGCCAAUGGGUUUAUGACUUGGAGAUACCUGGUGAUGUGAUUCCUGUGCCUAAGGAUGGCGAGGCUGAGUCGUUCAGCCUUUAUAGCAUUGGGGAGAUACGCAGUCUACUAGAAGAGGGCAGGUUUAAGCCUAAUUGUGCGCUGGUGAUGAUCGACUUCUUUAUCCGCCAUGGAAUUCUCAACACCAUGAACGAGCCGCAUUUGCAAGAUAUAUGCCAUCAUCUACAUCGGAAGUUGCCCUUUCCCGGCCCCCACGAGGAGUACACUUGA
Messenger RNA from Parascedosporium putredinis, 465 nucleotides. The record is from the annotation of a GenBank genome assembly. Lineage: Eukaryota; Fungi; Ascomycota; Sordariomycetes; Microascales; Microascaceae.